Molecule: messenger RNA, 2677 nt
Organism: Oryzias latipes (Japanese medaka)
Lineage: Eukaryota; Metazoa; Chordata; Actinopteri; Beloniformes; Adrianichthyidae
Gene: ptbp2b
Product: polypyrimidine tract binding protein 2b
Biological process (GO): mRNA processing
Cellular component (GO): nucleus
Molecular function (GO): RNA binding
Source: RefSeq, marked provisional
GUGCGAAAAUAUCAGCAGACAGAAGAGGACAAAGAGCUGCAAUGGACGGUGAUGUUGCAGUUGGUGUGAAGAGAGGCUCAGAUGAGCUCAACAUGUACAGCAGCAGCCCCAGCGCCAUGACCGCAAACGGAAGCGACAGUAAGAAGCAGCGCCUCGACGAGUCCCCUCCCUCCAGAGUCCUUCACAUCAGAAAACUUCCCAAUGAAGUGACGGAGACCGAAGUCAUCGCUCUGGGCCUGCCGUUUGGAAAGGUCACCAACAUAUUGAUGCUGAAGGGGAAAAAUCAGGCUUUUCUUGAAUUGGGCACAGAGGAAGCAGCUAUUACUAUGGUCAACUACUACACAGCUGUCACACCUCAGGUCAGAAACACGCCAGUCUUCAUCCAGUAUUCAAACCACAAGGAAUUGAAAACAGAUUCAGCUCUGAACCAGAGAGCCCAGGCAGUUCUGCAGGCGGUGUCAGCCGUUCAGGAUGGCAGCUCUCCAUCCUCUGACCCAGGAGUUUUGGAGCUGGCUCCGCCCCCCAGUCCCGUCCUGCGAAUCAUCAUCGACAACAUGUUUUAUCCCGUCACACUGGACGUUUUACAACAGAUCUUCAGCAAGUUCGGGACCGUGAUGAAGAUCAUAACUUUCACCAAGAACAACCAGUUUCAGGCUCUGCUGCAGUUCAGUGAUCCCGUCAAUGCACAGCAGGCUAAACUGUCUUUAGAUGGACAAAAUAUCUACAAUUCCUGCUGUACUCUUCGGAUAGACUUCAGUAAACUAGUCAACCUCAACGUCAAAUACAACAACGAUAAGAGUCGGGAUUACACCAGACCUGACCUCCCGACAGGAGACGGAGAUUCAGCCAACAAGGAUCAUUCUCUGCUGGGAACCCCAUCUGGAGCGCUCGCCUCCUACUCCAGUGGAGGAAGUUAUUCAUCGUCUCUGUCGCUCUCACAGGGUGGAGGAGCCAUCAGUCCUCUGAGCGCCGCAGCGGCGGCGGCGGCAGCUGCAGGUCGUGUGGCUCUGUCCGGGUCUGGCGUGUCCGGGGUCCUGCUGGCGUCCAACCUGAACGAAGAGAUGGUCACGCCUCAAAGUCUCUUUACCCUCUUCGGGGUCUAUGGGGACGUGCAGAGGGUGAAGAUCCUCUACAACAAGAAGGACAGCGCUCUGAUCCAACUUUCUGACGGGAACCAGGCUCAGCUCGCCAUGAGUCACCUGAACGGUCAAAAGGUUUUUGGUAAAGUCAUGAGAGUGACGCUGUCAAAGCAUCAAACAGUCGCUUUGCCUCGAGAAGGACUGGAUGACCAGCUGUUAACUAAAGACUUUGCCGGCUCUCCACUCCAUCGCUUCAAGAAGCCUGGGUCCAAAAACUUCCAGAAUAUUUUCCCUCCGUCUGCAACGCUUCACCUCUCCAACAUCAGGGAGGGAGUGGGAGAGGAAGAUCUGCGUCUUCUGUUUUCUAACAGUGGAGGAGCGGUCAAAGCCUUCAAGUUCUUCCAGGACCGUAAAAUGGCUUUGAUCCAGAUGUCUUCAGUAGAGGAAGCCAUCCAGGCUCUGAUGGACCUUCACAACUACGACAUGGGAGGAAAUCAUCAUCUUAAAGUUUCCUUCUCCAAGUCCACCAUCUAAUCCAGACCCGAAACUCCAUCAAACCAUUUACACUUUUCUGUGAAUAGUCUUCAGGUUAGGCACGACCACGGGGCAGAUUCCACCACGUUUCUUAUCUUUGUUUCUCUUAGAGGCGGCCGCUGUCCACAGGCGGCUCUGCAAACGAAACACCAGCUAAAACGUCUCUCAUCUCUAUUUGAAGCACAAAUGCAGAAGUGCUGCUCAGCUUCAGGACUCCAGAGCCGAAUGUUUUCCUAAGUGAUGCUCUUCAUUCAGAAGAGACUGGGAGCGGAUGUUGUGUUGCUGCAAAAUCGCUGUUUUGAAAAUGUGCAUUGCUCAAAGAGAAGCUGCUCUGUUCGGGUUCUUCUGCUGCGUUUGAAGGUCUUCUGGCUUCUUAAUUCACCCGUCAGAAGGAUUUGAAAACGACUCCAAGUUCCUGAGCAAAUGUCUGUAUUAAGCUCCUGUUUUUCCUUUAAUCGUUUGAAGAAAAAAGGUCAGUGGUUGAGUUUGGUGCCUAGUCCAUUCUACAAACAUUCAGAAGUAGUUAUUGUGAUCAAAUCAACAGCUGGCCGUGUAAAUAGUGAAAAUGUUUGGGCACCUCUAGUGUGUUUUUUUUCUUCUCUUGUGAACACUCGGUUACGUUUAGAUACUGCUUUUUAAAAAAAAAAAGACUAACUGUUUUUAAUAUUGAAGCAAAAAAGUUGUUUUGUUUUUUGGGGGGGUCAUUCAUUAUUUUCCUUUAAAACAAACACAUAUUUAAAUUUUAUUUUUACCUUUUCUCACAACUUUAAAAAAAUCUAGCAUCAUUGAAAAAAAAUAACUUAAAAUUUUUUAAUUUUUUUUUUGUCUUAAAGAAAUGUUCCUUUUUUCUUUUACUAAAUGUUUCUGGAUUUUGAAUUUUCUGUUAAAGAAGAAAUCCUUUCUUUUUCAGUCCUUUAACACACAUUACUGCCCUUUGAAUUUGUGCUCUUUUCUUUUCCUUUAAUAUGUGAAAUGAGGCCUGAGAAGAAUUACGUCAUGUCUGUUCUAGUGUUUAUGAUUAUUGUUUUUGCAGCAAAUAAACUUUGGUCUGACUGAUCUGAAAA